This is a messenger RNA of Spirodela intermedia, 1863 nucleotides long. The record is from the annotation of a GenBank genome assembly. Lineage: Eukaryota; Viridiplantae; Streptophyta; Magnoliopsida; Alismatales; Araceae.
AUGAAGACAGAGAAGGGGACGUUGGCGAUGGGCUUCUGGAAAGAGGAGGACAAGGCUAUGGCUAUGGCUGUGCUGGGCGCUAAGGCGUUUGACUACAUAACCACCGUCCAUUUGUCGUCGGAGGGCCUCACGGCGAUCGGCGGGGACUCCGAUCUCCAGGACAAGCUGGCGGCACUGGUGGAUGGCCCCAAUCCCUCCGGCUUCACCUGGAACUAUGCGAUAUUUUGGCAAAUCUCAAGAUCCGCGACCGGCGACAUCGUGCUUGGCUGGGGCGAUGGCCACUGCCGGGAGCCUCGAGAGAGGGAGGACUUCUCUCAGCGCGGCUGGCAGCAGCACUUCGACGAGACACACCAGCAUAUGAGGAAGCAAGUCCUCCAGAAUCUGAGUGUAUUUGCCGGCGGCUCCGACGACGAGAACUACGCCCUCCGGCUGGACAGAGUCACGGACACAGAGAUGUUCUUCCUCGCCUCCAUGUACUUCUCCUUUCCCCAGGGAGAGGGCGCCCCAGGUAAGGUAUUUGCAUCCGGCAAUCACCUCUGGAUUUCCGACGCCUUGCCCGAGUCCUCCCUCUCCGAUUUCUGUGUCCGGGGAUUCCUGGCAAGAUCGACGGGGAUAAGGACGAUUGUGCUGGUGCCUACCACGAAUGGAGUCCUCGAAUUGGGGUCGGUUACUCCAUUGAGCGAGAAUGCAGGAGCCAUACAGACGAUCAAAUCCAUUCUUUCAUCUGGGCCGGUCAAGCAUGUGCCCGCAGGAUCGGACAAGGAAGACAACCAAACCACCGCGGCCACCGCGGCCAACGCGUCUAGUUUUGGGUUCAUACCGCGGCCAGAGGAACGUCCGAGGAUUUUUGGCAAGGAUCUGAAUCUCGGGCAGCCUCAGACGGAUGAGAGACUGACUGUGGCAAAGAUGGAGGAGAAGCAGCAGUGGGACUCGGAAACCAGCAAUGGUGGUGGUGGCAAGAUUCGGUCUCCAAACAGUAGAAAGGAUCUUCAUCUUUUAAAUUGGACCCAGUCUCAUCGUGUGGAUGCAAAUCAAGCUCAUAUGGACAACCAGCAGAAAUUCAGCACUGGAGUCGUGAUAGCUGAAGCGGAUGCCUGCCGCCGACCUUUUGGGCAUCACAGCAACGGGGCCAGGGAGGACCCCCAGCAGAGCCACUUCCCACCGAAGAGGCAGCGUUCUCUGCCAGCUCCGCCAACACAACCCAGGCAAAUUGAUUUUUCACGGGCAGUUGGGACCUCAAUGGCAGUGCCUGUCAAAUCCCACACCAACAGUCUGCAGGUUGAGCAGUCUGACGCCAGCCUUGUUUCCAGCAAGGAAGACAGACCCUACCCUCCGGAGGAGCGGAAGCCCCGGAAGAGAGGAAGGAAGCCUGCCAACGGCAGAGAGGAGCCCCUCAACCAUGUAGAAGCUGAGAGGCAGAGGAGGGAGAAGCUCAACCAGCGGUUCUAUGCCCUAAGAGCUGUGGUGCCCAACAUCUCAAAGAUGGACAAGGCCUCCCUGCUUGGCGAUGCCAUAUCCUACAUCAACGAUCUGCAGAAGAAGUUGAAGGAGAUGGAAUUGGAGAGGGAGAGAUUCUCCGAGGUGACUGUGGUGGAUGCCAGGAAGCGGGCGGAGUGCCCUUAUGUUGACGUCCAGGUGGUGCACAAUGAGGUGAUCGUUCAGGUGAACUGCCCUUUGGAGACUCAUCCCGUUUCCAAGGUCAUCAGUGUGUUCAACGAGGAACAGAUCGAUGUUGUGGACGCGAAGAUCUCGGUCGGCAGUGACACGGUCUUCCACACCUUCGUUGUCAAGCCCCAGGGCUCUGAACAGCUGACGAAAGACAGGUUGGUUGCCGCUCUUUCUCGGGAGAUCAAUUCUUCAUAG